Molecule: messenger RNA, 1065 nt
Organism: Aspergillus niger
Lineage: Eukaryota; Fungi; Ascomycota; Eurotiomycetes; Eurotiales; Aspergillaceae
Exons: 2
Coding region: 1-1065 (354 amino acids)
Molecular function (GO): DNA binding
Source: RefSeq, a predicted model, not a curated record
AUGCCUAAAUCAUCAAAAGAGUUGGUGGAACAAGAGGGCAGGCUCUGUUUAGCAGUUGAAUCUAUUCAAAAAGGUCAUACAAAAUCUAUUCGUAAAGCUGCACGCGUUUUUCAAGUUCCCCGAUCAACACUUCAAGAUCGCCUAAAUGGGCUCAAAUUUCGCAAGAAUACUAGAGCCAACUCACAUAAAUUGACCUCUAUAGAGGAAGAAUUACUUGAAAAAUGGAUUAUAUCGCUAGAUCAACGUGGUGCACUACCAAAGCACUCUCAAGUCCGUGAAAUGGCGAAUCUACUACUUCAAAAGCGUGGUCAAAAUACAACUAUCUCUAUUAUACCUGUCUGUAUGCCUGCUAAUUCCUCACAUCUAUGUCAGCCUCUAGAUGUUGCAUGCUUUUCGCCUUUGAAGAAGACCUAUAAAGAUCAAGUUCAACAGCUUAUCCGUACGGGAUAUCAUCAUAUCGAGAAGAUUGAUUUUCUUGACAUGUAUCCGAAAGCCCAUGCUCAAGUAUUUACUAAAGCAAAUAUACAAAGCGCUUUUAGAGCUUCAGGUCUUGUUCCUCUAGAUCCCAGCAAGAUACUAGAGAAUAUGAUUUUUAAAAAGACCAGCCGUCCGAGCAGUCAAAGCACCUCCUCUUCUUCGAUCUUUACAAAAACACCAAGGAAUUCGAGGCAAUUCAAGAAGUACGAGUCUACACUAUCUCAAUUACUUCAACAACAAGAUACUCCAGCUACACCAAUACAGUCAGCCUUAUCAUACAUCUUCAAAGGCGCGGAGGUUGCUUUGAAUCAUACAAUACUACUUGAGCAUGAAAAUCGCCAACUACGUGAAGCUCUUAACAAACAAAACACCAAGCAGAAACGCAAUCAACAUCAAAUGGAUGGUUUGAAUGGCCUCACUGUACAAGAAGCGCUUGAGGCUUUCAACCAUGCUAGAAUAUUGGAAGAACAGGCUGGGAAUGCAGGCCCUAGGAAGGAUCAACCACGCCGUCGGGCGCCUCCUAGGUGUAGCGCGUGCCAUAUUGUAGGGCAUAUACGUACUAGAUGUCCUAAUCGAGCAGUAUCUUGA